This is a messenger RNA of Miscanthus lutarioriparius, 312 nucleotides long. The record is from the annotation of a GenBank genome assembly. Lineage: Eukaryota; Viridiplantae; Streptophyta; Magnoliopsida; Poales; Poaceae.
AUGUCGGUGCCACAGAAAUUCCGUACUGGUGAGUACUCUUCAUCGUCAAAGUCUGUUGCCAUUCCGCGCACAGCAUUACCAUUGCCACUACCGCCAACACCUCGCCCGGACAAGCAUCUCCAACCUAUGCAAGCUGCACUGCCAACUGCUGAUUCCAAGCUGGCCACUAUCAAGUCGUACAGGAGGGCAUUGGGCUUGUGUUUCAAAUGUGGUAUGAAAUGGUCUAAAGACCACAAGUGUUCCCUUGAGGUAUUGAACGCCGUGAAAAUUCUUUGGGAAUCCUUUUUUGAUGAAGAUGAUCAGUCUGCUUAG